GUUCAGUCGGGAAAAGACUUCACAUUAAGAAAGUUCCACUGAGUGAGUGAAUGAGCUUAUACAACGGGGACUAUAUCACAAGUUCCCUCCAGCAGAGGCAGUCCUCAGCUGUGGACUUAUCGGUCGGUGAUCAUAUUCUAAUCAUUAUUACUAUAAACGUAUGGUGUAAUGAUAUACUCCACAAUGGCGUCUGUUUGAUUAGAAAUUAGAGAAGAAUUGGCCUCCAUCGAACUGUUGGACAAGAAAGACGUAUCCCAUCGACCACAGAAUUAAACAGCUAAACGAGAACAAAGAAAAGACCAGCCACCAUGACGAAUAGAACCAUACAAUCCCUUAUACUGCUGUCACUUGUUUACACCACAACAGCAAUGUUUCUGAGACUAGCCGGAGGCAAUGCGCACGAGGGGAGGGUGGAGGUGUCUCAGGAUGGAGUCACGUGGGGUACCGUAUGCAAUGAUGGUUGGUCGGAUUACAACGCCCACGUGGUCUGCCGUGAGAUUGGGUAUAAGUGGGGAGCGGCAAAAAGGGCGCGGUACCUCUACGGUAUCGGUAAAGGUCCGAUUUUUCUAGAUGACGUCAAAUGUAAUGGACAGGAAAGUAAUCUGGCUUCCUGUCCGCAUGCGAAAUGGGGCGUAAACAACUGUGUGCACACCGAAGACGCGGCAGUCACGUGCCAUAACGACAUAGUCCGACUGGAGAAUGGAGGACCUAACCACGGUAUCGUGUACGUCCUAGAUGACAACAAGACCUGGGGAGUCCAGUGUGGAGACGGAUUCGACAGGAACGCCGCUGUCGUCGUAUGUCGCGAGCUUGGGUACCAGCACGGCCGUGAUAUGUCAAUAGGCACUUACGGCAAAGUUGAUGACGUUCACACCAAGUAUAUUCAAGGAGACAUUUUGUGCUCGGGUUCAGAGCUCUCCAUCAGACAGUGCACGUCCUCUAACACGUGUAACCAGUUUCCGUACAACUAUGGAGCGGUCGUCUGCUCUAAUAUGCCAAUACUAGGAGGUAAUGACGUGAGACUGCUAGGGGGCCAAAACUCGGGUUUGGUGAUGACCAACACAGCGGGGAUCUGGGGAAGUGUAUGUGGCUCCACCUGGGAUGAUGAGGACGCUGGUGUCGUGUGCAGACAACUGGGAUAUGCAGGUGGAGUGCCGUAUGCAUUUCCCAGUAAUUCUUCCAUGGGACCUUAUGUACUGGGAUCAGUGAACUGUUUGGGGACGGAAAGGCGACUAAGUGAUUGUAACCGACAGGAAAAGGGUUGUGUUUACAACGACAAGAACAUCAAGGUCGCUGGGGUUCUUUGCCACCAACGAAAAGCCCCAGUACUUCGACUUAUUGAGGACAGACCACGUGUCGGUCGGCUAGAGAUAGAGAUGGACGGCCAGAAAGGAGGCAUAUGUGACACAGAGUGGGACGUUAUAGACGCUAGGGUUGCCUGUCAACAGCUGGGGUACGCGGACGGGGAUAACAUACGAGGAUUGGAAGCCCCCUACAAUACUACGUUCAUGUCAAACGUACAAUGUGCUAAAGGAGAGAGAAGUAUUUUCGAAUGUAAAAACGAUGGCUGGUCCAACAACCGAAAUAGUGCAUCUUGUUCUGGUCCAAACAACUUUGCUGGAGUAGAAUGCUAUGAACAUGCAUUCCUUGCCUCGACACAAAGCAGCGCCAUGGGAACGACCGGAAAUGUCUUGGUCUUUCACAAUAAACGAUGGUACCAUGUUUGUGAUCAGGAUUUCGGGCCCUAUGAUGCCGAGAUGGUUUGUAAAGAACUAGGAUUCCCUGUAGGUGUUCCACUUAUCAGCGAACCAAUAAGAGUUGACAACAAGUUCAAAAUAUUCUUUCUUCAAAUGAACUGUCCGGCAAAUGGCACAAGUCUGAGAAACUGCCAGUUUAACGAGACAGCCAGCUGUAGAUCUAGAACAGCUCCGUUCUAUCCGGCCGCUUACGCCUCGGUCCUUUGUCUCCAGGGUAACGCAAAUCCAGAUAUCCGUGUACACCCUCCCACCACAUUUCCGUCCAGUCUGGUUAUACAGAUGUACGGUAUGAAUGGGACAGUGUGUGCCAGGGGCUGGGACUAUAAGGACGCUCGAGUGUACUGUCGCCAGUACGGCUACCGUAUGGGGUUCACGAUACCCACUUCAACCGUACAAGGAGCAAACCUGAAUAACCCCGUAGUGUGGAUGUCAGACAUUGGAUGUACCGGAUGGGAGUCAGACUUCCGGAUGUGCAUUCGUAAUUCCGUUCUGGACAAGACGAAGACCACUGGCGCUUGCGCUGGUGGUAUGGCUUCCGUCUAUUGUAUUUGAAUAGUUUUAAUUAUCAAAUAAAUAGUGUCAUGCCAA
Molecule: messenger RNA, 2345 nt
Organism: Mizuhopecten yessoensis (Yesso scallop)
Lineage: Eukaryota; Metazoa; Mollusca; Bivalvia; Pectinida; Pectinidae
Product: deleted in malignant brain tumors 1 protein-like
Exons: 11
Coding region: 309-2309 (666 amino acids)
Cellular component (GO): membrane
Source: RefSeq, a predicted model, not a curated record